GCGAGUUUACCAUUAGACAUGGAUGCUCGCGCUGUUGUCGUGUUGCUCUGUGCGUUAUUAUGGAGGAAAUCGACAGCGUCCCCCCUCCACCCCGUGGGACCGUGUCCGACAGGUGAUAUAACCGUCGCUCCUAACUUUACGUUUUCUCAGGUUGCUGGAGUUUGGUACAUCUCGGAGCGUACCACGUCCAUAUGGGGGGAGGCGACAUGGACCUCGCAGGUGUGGAAUUUCGUCCUUGGCCACGAUGGAACCACGGUGGUAGUGAUAACUGGGUAUAAGCCGGCCAAUUCUAGAUGUGCCGACCCUCUUGUGGCAUUGUUGGAGUCUACAAGCAUCCCAGGCAGCUUCCGCUACAUGAAGCAGGACACAGCAAUUCUCAAAGUUGUGACUGUGACCGACAAGGCAGCCAUUUUUUAUGUGUGCUUCAAGAUGGAGGAUGGUGGAACAUGUUCUGUGGAACAGCAAAUGGUUGUGUUUGCAUCAAGGGACUUGUCCAUGAGCAAAGUGGACAGACAAAGCCUGGUUGAACAUCUUAACGACCUGUGUAUCAGAGUAGAGGACCUCAACAGCACACAACAGGGCCUGUGCAAGAUUCCCCACACCAAUGCAAGUCUCGUGAGCAGCAGCGUGUUUGAUGGCACCACGCCCGUAUUCAGCAUCGCCCAGGGGAAGCAGCGUGUGUUGACCUUGACCUGUAGCAUCACCAGACCUCAACUUGUUACCAGGGUGUCCUGGAGCAAGGUCAGUGAGACUAGCAUGCGGCAGUUGACGGGAGGGACUCAGCGGUUCGUCAGUGACUCCCGGGUCUCCGUCAGCCAACCCUUCCUCAAGGACUGGAACCUGAGGAUCGCCAACUUCGGCGCCAUGGAGUCUGACGGUGGAGUCUAUGUCUGUAUGAAUGACAAACAAGCGAUACGCAAAUAUCUGGUCUCCAUCAUGGUGCCACCCCACAUCGAGGCAUCUCUGGAGACAGUGACAGUGGCGGCUGGGGACAGCGUGACUCUGGAGUGUGACGUUGCGGGGACACCAACACCAGCUGUGUCGUGGUACAUCCGGAAAAACAACACGCAUCAAAACAGACGUUGUGGGGAUGCCCGGGUUGAUCUCGUCUUCAUUCUGGAAACCUCGUCUGAGUUUGGCCUCUUCAACUUCAACCUUGCUCUUGACUUCGUCCGCUUCUACCUAGUCCACAGCGACAUCAAUGGCGGCAAUGUCCGGGUUGGCUUCAUGACCUUCAACGACAAGGCUCAUGUUGAGUUUCAGAUGAGUGACUAUCGCGACAAGAAGCAGCUGUAUCUGGCACUACUUAGACUCCAGCAUCGGGGUGGCACCGCCAAUGUCAGUGAGGCUAUACACGUAGCACGCACACAGAUGUUUCUGCCUCAUCAGGGCAACCGCAAACAUGUAGCUGACGCCAUCAUAUUGAUGACGGUGGGGAGAGUCAACGAUGAUGCCAGCCACAUCCUCUCCGAGGCCACUGCCGCCAAGAACAGUGGAAUCCACAUGUACGUCGUCCAGAGCAGUUUGGCCCACACUGCGGAGGUCGGAGCAAUUGCCAGCACACCUGUGGAGGAGAACCGGUUCUCUCUGGCUCAGUUCCAGGAACUCAAGGAACUCCGGAACUCCAUGUUCAAGUCGCACUGUCCAGGACCAUCCCCAGCUGGAGGUCACAGCCUCACUUUCAUGAACGUAUACUCGGCCAACAUCGGCCAAUACAUUUGUCAUGCUCACAACGACAUCCAACCAGAUGCAAGUCAAACAUUCUACCUCGACGUAAACUUUUCUCCAGAGGUCGGUGUCAAUGCUGAGGAGGUUAGGAAGGCCAUAGGUCAGUCCAUGACCUUUGAGUGUGAGGUCAAGGCCAAUCCAAGACCGACCAUCGAAUGGGAACACAUGGGGAGCUAUGUGAGAGACAACCAUCGUCACAGCGUCACACGCCGGAGCAUGGACGACAUCACCACUGUCUCGACACUCCAUGUAGAGCACAUUGAGAGUGACGACUUCGGUAGAUACUUCUGUGUCGCUGAGAACUCUGUGGGCACAAUGAAGGCAGCUGUGCAGCUUACUGAGAGGACACCAGACCAGUGUGCAGAGGCUCGAACUCAGGUUCAGUGGGAACUGAAUGUCUCUGGUGUCCUAGGAGAGUGGCAGAGGGUGAAGGCCAUACCCUACCUUUAUGGCAACAAUACAUACAUCUCCGAAACAGUGAAGUAUUUCCUCAAUACAGAUGGACAACUUUCUAGUGCCUACCAUGGAAAGCUGAAGAAUGCUGAUGCCUGUGCUGAUCCGGGGGUCAGUGUGGUGACAGAGGAAUAUCCAGGAAAAUAUUUUUCCACCAAUGGGAAAUUUAGAGAAUUGUUCCAGUUUGUUUUCACGGACUACACCAAUGCAGUGCUGUACAUGUGUCGCGAGGUGGAUGACGACGGCCAUUGCCAGAAGGAAAACCUGCACAUAGAAAUUAUCACAAGAACAUUUCCAAUACCCACAUCCAAGAUGGCCAAACUGGAGCAGAUCGUGUCCAAUCUUUGUGUUGAUGUUGAGGACAUGAUUGAGGCGACACCAGGUCUCUGUGCGUUCCCUGAGGGCUUCCUGGAGUCUGUGGGUGAUCCAGCCGAUGAUAUUGGGACCAGCCAUUGUGACCAAGCUCGCAGGCGAGUGCAGGAAGAAUUCAAUGUUUAUGAUUUUCUGGGCACCUGGCAUCGUGUGAAAACUACCCCGUAUUACUAUGGCGACCAGACCUACAGGUCUUGGACGAUGCAGUUCUUCAUCAAUGGAGGAGGAUCGCUGUCCAGUGCCUACAUUUCGCAGAACAACGAUGUGUGUUCUGAUCCAGGGGUCUUCCUACUAGAACAAGAAUCUCCGGGAAAAUAUAUCCACUCUUACCAGGAAUACAGAGAAUUGUUCCAGUUUGUUUUCACGGACUACACCAAUGCAGUGUUGUACAUGUGUCGUGAGGUGGAUGACAGCGGCCAUUGCCAGAAGGAAAACCUGCACAUAGAAAUUAUCACAAAGCAGUAUCCGAUACCCACAUCCAAGAUGGCCGAAUUGGAGCAGAUCGUGUCCAAUCUUUGUGUUGAUGUUGAGGACAUGAUUGAGGCUACACCAGGUCGCUGUGAGUUCCCGGAGGGCUACCUCAAGUCAGUGGGAUAUCACACUAAUGGUGUAAACCAGGGCUACCUGUGCCAGGUGGAGCAGACAAGGGUUCAGGCCAACUUUAAUGCCAGCCAGUUUGUCGGUGAAUGGCAAGUCAUGAAGACGACCACAUUCCGUGGCGACAGGGAGACCUUCAUGUCGGAAACUAUCAACUACUUCCUCAGUACUACUGGCCAUCUUGUGUUGGCCUUCAGUGGGAUGAAUCCAGGGUCCGAAAUCUGCUUACCUCCGAACAACUUGAAGCUGACCGAGGCCCAGCCUGGCCGAUACACUGCCCACAUCCAGGACAAUGUCGCCAGCAUCCAGAUCGUGUACACUGACUACGACUACGCUGUCACCCUUUCCUGCAGCAAUGUGUCUGACAACGGUCAGUGUCAACACCAGCACAUGAGUGUCCAGAUUAUCGCCCGGCAGAACCCUGUCCCAGACAACAUCAUGCAUAACCUGGAGAGAUAUGCAGAUGCUCUGUGCAUCAACGUGGACGAUAUGAGGGUUAAUGUACCAGAUCUGUGUGAGAUACCUGUCACCUAUCUGGUUACUGCUGGCUAUCACAGUGCAGAGUUUUGUAUGCUGGAGAAGAUGCCAAUACAAAAGAACUUUGACAAGAACCGAUUUUUGGGGAUGUGGAACAUCAUCAAGACGUCGCCAAACAUCUACAGUGGGAGGGUUUAUCUCACAGCAAUACAAGACUACUUCUUGAAGGAUGAUGGCGCAUUUACUACUGCCUACCGCGGCUACAUUCAGGGAUCAAGCACCUGUCUCGAACCUGGAACGAUAUUGUUCAAGAAAGACUCACAUGGAGACUACGUUUUCAAGACCAUGACAGGCCAAGGCACAUUCAAGAUAAUCUACACCGACUACAAGUACGCUGUGACAUACUCGUGUCGGCAGGUCGGCAACGAUGGAUGGUGUCUCGAUGGACUGGCACACACUUCCAUACUGGCUAGAGAGGACAUUGUUGACCCUGACACGAUGACGCUGCUUGAGAGUUACGUGCAGAGGACGUGUGUGGAUCUGGAGACAAUGGUGCAUGUGGAGCCAGAGCUUUGUUCCAUCCCGCCGGAAUACCUCAAGUCUGUCGGUUACAGCGGACCAGACCGAUGCCAGGUGACCAACAUUCCCAUACAGCCACACUUCAGUCUCACUCGAUUCCUGGGUAAAUGGAAUACACUGAGGAUUCUGACCUACUACUACGGGAACAAAACGUACACAUCCAUGACCCACAAGUACUUCCUGAACGCUGAAGACCGCCUCACCCUGGUCUUCCGGGGCUACAACAAGUCCUCACAGCUGUGUGCUGACUCUCGAUUUGUCUCCUUAGACCAGCGAUCUCCUGGAUAUUUUGUUCUACCACAUAAUGAGACCUUCCAGGUUGUGUACACCAACUACGAAUACGCUAUUGUGUACAUAUGCGGCAGUCUCCAGACUGAUGGACAUUGUCUAAAGCAAAAGACACAGGUGGCCAUUAUGUCUAGACAUAACAGCAUCUCCGACGAGCUUCUCCAUCAACUCCAGGCUAAGGUCUCUGACCUAUGUGUGGAUGUCGGCGAUCUCAUUGAUGUUGACCCAGGUGUGUGUCUCAUAUCAGCAGCGGACUUGGACACAGCAGGCUACACAGGCCCCCCAGAAGAUGAGUGUCAGUUGACGGGGAUCACACACCAGGAGAACAUCAACACCACCAUGUUGCAAGGGGAAUGGUACACCGUGAUGUCGACGCCAUCGUCAGGGCAACUGUCACACGAGUCCCUGGGCCCUGCCUACUUCCACUUUGAGGGGUGGAAUCUGGUGCGGCUGUACAGAGGCAUUAAUAACAAAUCAAGCCUGUGUGAUCCAACAGAAGCUGUUAGCCUAACGGAGGUAACAGCUCCAGGGGACUAUUACCACCACGCCAACUCAGUUGCAUUCCGUAUCCUGCACGCCUGCCCUAUGUACAUGGUGACAUACACGUGUAUGGAGGAAGGCGAGGAUGGAACGUGUGCCGACGCCUGGGUCAACAUCUUGGCCAGGUCAAAGGUCAUUCCAGCUAACCACAUUGUCGGCCUGAAGAAAUACGUCACUCACGCCUGCCUCGACUCCAACACCCUCAGAAACAAUGAAAAAUUGGAAUGUCGUGUGCCAUCCGCAAUCGUGGAGGCAGCCAUGGAUGACCUGAUCUCAGACGAUCACUCUGUGAUUGGCUGUCACUCCGACUUCGUACCAGUUCAAGCUGAUCUUGACAUACACAAGUUUGCUGAUACAAUGUGGUUUACCCUGUGGCGGUCGUCAUCCAUGUGGGGCAACACGUCGCUGGUUCCGAGUUCCCGAAAACAAAUUGUGUUGGCCCCAGUUGAAGAUGAGAGUGAUGAUGUUUUCCUCCUAACCCGGAGCUACAAGUCUUCCUGGGAGUCAUGUGAGCCAGUGGAGGUUCUGAAGCUGACUGAGUCUGAGCAGCCUGGAGACUACACCAUCAGCUUUGGGGACAGCAGCAGCCUCCAUGGCAUGUACAGGAUUGUGUACGCGGAUGAUGAGUAUGCUGUGACCUACUCGUGUUUCGACACCACGAUGGGCGAGAGCUGCCCCAGUGACUCCAGACUGGUGGAGAUCAUGUCCGUUCACGCCGUUGUGGACGAGCAGCGUCUCAACACACUCAUGGACUACGUCAACGAUGUGUGUGCUGAUGUCAGCACCAUGGCCCAGACGGAACCAGCUGCCUGCAGUAUUCCCCAGUCCAUCAUAGACGCAGUGCGGGGCCACCAAAUCACAACAGACUAUGCUCUGCCCAUCGCUGGCUGUAAUGAUAACCUCAUUACUGUUGACCCCAACUUCGACCUGACCACGUUUACUGGGGUGUGGAACUUGGUGUACUCUACAAACUAUAUGAAGUGGCAGACAGAGGAGUCGUCCUUGACACUCCACUUCGCCGAGAGUGACAGCGGAAUUCUCUUCUCACGGAAAUUGUACAGCCCAGUCAGUGAGCAGUGUUUGCCAACUGAGUCAGGGUCACUGGUGGAGAGAAGUGGCGCUGGAUACUACUCAGCCUUGUUUGCUGAUGAACCAGUGAUGAUGAAGGUCCUACAUCUGGAGGACACAGUGGCCGUGACGUACAUCUGUCUGUUCAUGCAGGAGGAUGGCACAUGUCGAAGAGACAGCCUGUCCAUCAACUUCCUGUCCCGCUCUGAGGACAUGACAGAGGAGGACAUGGAGCUACUGCAGGGGUAUGUGGAGGGGACGUGUGCAGAGAGGGAGGACAUCAUCAAGAUUAGAACAGGUCUGUGUAAAAUCCCCAUCAAGAUCCAGGAUGCUGCUGACCAAGGGGAGUUAACUGCAGACUUCAGCGUGGUCGAGUGCAGCAUGGACUUUAUACAGACGCAGGACGUCUCACUGCAACAGUUGCGUGGUCUCUGGUACACCGUCGCAAAAAACGAGUACUUUCUGGGAGAGAAGCGGAGUGAGAGGGAACUUGGAUAUAUCACCCCGUAUGGUGAUGGCAACCAGGGAACCUACCUCUUCAACAUCUACAACAACUCCAAGUGUUCUCUGACUGAGUCCUUCAAACUGACUUGGGAGAGUCAAGGCACCUUCAAGUUGCUGUUCGGGACCCUUGCAGGACACCUGAAGGUUCUGUACCUGGACGACAAGGCAGCUGUCAUGUAUUACUGUUUUCAAUACAAGACUGAUGGGACAUGCAGUGAUGGCUUCAGUUCAUUUGAAAUCAUGUCUCGUGAAACAUCCCUCCCUGCCGAGAUGCUGAACAGGCUGAAGAAAUAUGCUGAAAAUGUUUGUGACAAAGUGGGAGAUCGAGUUUGGCCCUCGUCUCCAUGCACUAUCAAUGAGCAGCUGCAACAGGCAGCUGGCAGCGGAGAGCUCACACAAGACUACGUUGUGGCCGAAUGUAUGACCAAGUUCAUCCCUGUCCAGGACAACUUUGACUUUAAGAGGUUCUCGGGUUCAUGGCACACGAUCGCCAAGACGCAGCACAUCUGGGGAGAUCGGUCGUGGGCCUCAGAGAUCCGGGACUUUCACGUCAGCCAAGACGACCGCCUUUUUUGUUCCUACAGGGGAUACGACAAAGAUGUUCAAGGUUGUCGCCCAACAGAGUUUAUGCAUCUUAAGGACACGUCAACACCCGGACACUUCACCUACAUGUUCCGGGAUAUGGCAGCAACUUUGAAGGUCAUCUAUACAGACUACACGAAUGCAGUGGUUUACUGGUGCCUGGGAGCAAACCAGGACGGCACCUGCAAGAGCAACAAGAUUCAGGUGGAGAUAAUAUCGAAGAACUUGCGAGUUGACAAAGAAACUCGGACACAACUGGAAGAGUACAUUAGACAUGGCUGUGUCCGCCUCAGCGACAUUCAGGACAGCGACCUUGACCUGUGUCAGAUCCCGAGCUCCAUCAGCCAAGCUGCCUUAGCAGGAGAAAUCACGUCAGACUACAUCAAGGUCCAGUGCAUGGACGAGUUCAUCAGUGCUCAGCGGAACUUCGACAUGAAUAGGUUCACUGGAGACUGGUACACGGUUGCCAGGACCCACUACGCCUGGGGUAACAACACCUGGGACAACUUCAUCAGACGUAUACAGAUCCUGGACGACGGCUCCACCGUCAUGGCCUACACUGGGUACAGGAAUUAUGGGGCAUCGUGUGCACCAGCUGCAUCAGUGGAGCUAACGCAGCGCGGUCACCCAGGACAUUUUGUCUUCAUCGUUGGCGGGAUUGAAAUUUCAGUGAUAAUGCGGGUUGUGUAUACGAACUACGAGGUAGCGGUUCUGUAUACGUGCUACGGAUUUGGGACAGAUGGAACGUGUCCUCGGAACAAGUUGACUGUGGAGGUGCUGUCUCGGGAAAAGGGGAUAGAGGACGCCACCUUAACCAGCAUGUACUUCUACGUCUCCAACCUGUGUGUGGAGAUCGAUGACCUGGUCAUGUACAACUAUAAUCUGUGUGAGGCCCCGGAGGUGGAUGAAGACUCAAUUCAACGGAAGAUCUGCACCUUCGAUGACAUCCCUCUCACCCCCAACUUCGUCUUCCUGCAGAUGGCGGGCCUGUGGUACGAGGUGGCGCGGACUCGCUUCACCUUCAAUAAGAUGGAGUCCAGCGUGUUGUUCUACAGGUACCAGGCGGACACCGGCCACCUCGACGGCCUCUACACCGGCAGCAUGAAGGGUUUCUGCCAGGACCCUCUGUCCAGUCUGACCAAACUCCACACAGGGAAACAUCCGGAUGCUUAUCUUCUCGGUCGCCUCGGAGGGAAGGACAGCGUCUACCCCUGGUUCAGCUUCAAGAUCAUCCAUUUUGACGUCAAGUACCUCAUGUACUACGCCUGCUACACCACCAGCGACGACGGGACGUGUCCGCGAGACAAGACCGAGGUCACACUACUUGGACGUGAGCAGGGCCUCAAUGAUGAGAUCAGAUCUCAGAUCCCAGGUCUGAUGAGAGGCAUGUGUCUCAAGCCAGCCGACCUUGUCACAUCCAUGGCUAGUGUGGACUGCACCAGCCACCUGUUCCCAGACUCCCACAACUCCCCAGCAGGUGACAAUGCAAACAAGGAGUGCUCUCCCUUAGCAGCAAUGUCUGUCGCUGAGGACAUUGACGACAGAAAUUUGGCGGGGAAGUGGCGCAGCGCUGCUGACAUCGGCUUCGGUAUGGACGGACAAUCUCGCUCGUUUAACAUCACCAUUAGGCGGCACACUGACAAGACAUUCAAGAUGGACUUGAAGCAAAGGGAUGACAACCACUUCACCAACUACAGCGUCAUGCUGAAGCCCCGGUGUGACUCCUUCAGCCACGGAGACUACAUCAGCUCGCUCGGGUCGACCGUCAUGGGGCAGUGGAGUAGCCUGAAGGUGGUUCACAGUGACGACAACACCCUGCUGCUGUACUGGUGUCUCAAGGAGCAGAGCAACGGAAAGUGCCACAGCUCCGGCAUCCGGGUCCUCCUCCUUGCCCGAGACCUGCCCCUGGAGGAGACGCUCAAACAGAAUGUCCUCGGGAAGAUCCAGGAUGUUUGUGUCACGCCCCCGCCCCCGCCCCCCUCACCUGUUCUACAAGGAGUCAUACCUGGAGCAGUGUUGGGCAUGAGGGCAAGGCAAAGCGUGGACAACCGCUCAGACUACAUCACCCCCAGCAUCUACACAUCAUUCUGUGCCAUCGACAACAUCCCCACCAUCAACAUCAGCCAGGAACUGCACUCUGGGUUGUGGUACGAGAUCGCCCGCACGCCAGACCCGAUGCUGACCAUGGACUCCACCAUUGGCUACUACCUGCCAGUUGGUGGCGGCAAUAUGAAGAUGGUGUACAGUGGAAUGACACCUGAUGGCGAGUGCAAGGGACCCAUGUUUGGUGACCUCAGACCUCGUUGUCCUCACAGCAUCGAUGGCAACUACCAGGGUCGGAUCAAGAUGCCGAGGAUGUGGCUGUGGACGUCGUGGAAGGUAUUGUACACAGACUACGACCAUGCCAUGCUGGCCAUGUCCUGCAUGGACGAGGAUGACAACGGCCUGUGUACUUCCAUGGGCACCAAGAUGCACAUCAUGAGUCGGAAUCACACCAUCUCCCCUGACCUCCGGAACAAACUCAACCUCCUGGUGCAGUCGGCGUGCGUCAACCCUUCCUCUCUUGUAGACACUACACAUGAUGGUAGCUGUCGUGGUAAAGUGGAAGCUGCAGUUGAGAAACUCAAGGCAGAGCUAUAGAGGGAGAUAACUCUAUGCAGACAGUGAAGACAAUGGCAGAGCUAUGUCCAAUAGAUGAGUCAAGCAUUUCUAUCAAAGUACAGAUCAUGCAACAGAUAUACAUAUAUAUAUUUUAGCAACACUGUAUUAUGCAAAAUACAUUACAUGUAGAUGAAAAUUGUAUUAGGUCAUAGCUUUUCUUUGUAUAGUUAUGAUAGUGUUAUUUCACAUGUACAUGUGGUUACGCCCGAAGUUCAGAAUGCUUCAUCUCGUGAACUUGACAUACUCUGUCGAAUAUAUCUCCACACUUUGGAACGACCAGAAUGUAAUAUAUGUAAAGACAUGUAAUAUUUCAUGAUGUGAGAUUCAUCCCAAACAUAUACAUUUUCUUCAUUUAUUUUGCAAGCAUUAUUGCUUUUCAACAUGUUUCAAAAAUAGUUUUGUACUGACACACUUUGAGAACACAUAUUCAUUUUUUGGUAA
Messenger RNA from Haliotis rufescens (red abalone), 10290 nucleotides. RefSeq lists its product as uncharacterized. The record is from RefSeq and is a predicted model, not a curated record. The transcript is spliced from 79 exons. Gene Ontology annotation, molecular function: retinoid binding; retinol transmembrane transporter activity. The coding region runs from base 19 to 9828 and encodes 3269 amino acids. Lineage: Eukaryota; Metazoa; Mollusca; Gastropoda; Lepetellida; Haliotidae.